Molecule: messenger RNA, 483 nt
Organism: Symsagittifera roscoffensis
Lineage: Eukaryota; Metazoa; Xenacoelomorpha; Acoela; Convolutidae
Product: dynein light chain Tctex-type 5-like
Exons: 3
Coding region: 1-483 (160 amino acids)
Biological process (GO): microtubule-based movement
Cellular component (GO): cytoplasmic dynein complex; cytoplasm
Molecular function (GO): dynein intermediate chain binding
Source: RefSeq, a predicted model, not a curated record
AUGGAUGAAGACGCGGAUUACGAGCAGAAUGCUGUCGAUGUGAGCAAAACAGUUCACCCCCUCAAAGAAGACAGUACUCAUCAGGAGCAGCCGACGUACCAGAUGCAGCCUCGUGCUGUGGAGGAGUUUCCUCGGAAGCAGAUGCAGAUGAUGUUGCAGAGGACGGUGAGUGCGAGACUGGAGGGGGAGAGGUACGAGAGUAAGGAGAGGGGGGCUUCCAUGGCCAGGGACAUGGUCGAGGUCAUACAGAGGAAAGUGAUCGACAGUCUGCAUUUCAUUGUGUCUGAGGACGACGAGAAGCAUCCAGUGGCAAACAGGUACCGACUGAUAUCACAAGUGCACCUGGGUGAGAAUUGCAACCAGGGAGUGGCCGCCUCCACCCGCACACUCGCUGACCCCCGAUGGGACAUGACGGUCCAUACAUCCUACUCUAAUGAGUCACUAUUCUGUGUGGCAACCAUAUACGCUGUAUACAAGACUUGA